AUGUCAACCUCUUCGGGCGUUCCCGAGUCCUGGAUCUCGAGUUUCUGCUCCCUGCUUGGCCAUGAGUACUUCGCCGAAGUCUCGGAGGAGUUUAUCGAAGAUGACUUCAACCUGACUGGUUUGCAAACCCAAGUUGCCAUGUAUAAAGAAGCGUUGGAGAUGAUCUUGGACGUUGAGCCAGAGGAUGAUGAGGACGAGGAGGAAGAAGAAGAGGAAGAGGAUGAAAACGAGUCCGACCCAGAACGCCUGACCAGGGCAUCCAGCGAACGGAGGCACCACCGCAUGGCCAGCGACUUGUCUGUCAUCGAAUCCUCAGCUGAAAUGCUCUACGGCCUUAUCCAUCAGCGCUUUAUUUGCUCUAGGGCGGGAAUACAGCAAAUGAGCGAGAAAUAUGAGCUUGGCCACUUUGGUUGCUGUCCCCGGACGAACUGUGACCAGGCCCGUACUCUACCUGUCGGUCUUUCUGAUAUCCCUGGCGAGGACACAGUCAAACUGUUCUGCCCAUCUUGCUUAGAUGUCUAUGUCCCCCCUAAUAGCCGCUUCCAAACUGUUGACGGUGCCUUCUUCGGCCGUACCUUUGGAUCUCUUUUCCUCCUCACUUUCCCCGAAUACGACUUGACCAAGCGUGGGAUUGAGGUGCUUUCCAGCAGCGGUCCUCGCGUCAACGAAGGUGACGGCCUUAUGAAUGGCAUGUAUGCUAAGAACAUUGGCCCUGGCUUAGGUCGCGAACGCAUAUACGAACCUCGAAUCUACGGAUUCCGUGUUUCUGAGAGAGCCAGGUCCGGCCCCAGAAUGCAGUGGCUUCGUGAGCGGCCGACAGAUAUCAAUGAGCUUGACGAAGCUCGCCUUUACGCAGAGCAGAACCCAGACUCAGAAGACGAUGACGAGAGCGGUGGUCAAGUUGGCAUGAAUGGUAGAGUCAUGGUUCGUCGACGCCCACCUGGAAACGCCCGCCUUCGCCAGCGACAAACCCAAAAUGGUAGCCCCAUGGCCAUGUCCACAAACGGAGCUGAAUCGGAGCUGUGA
Messenger RNA from Fusarium pseudograminearum CS3096, 1026 nucleotides. RefSeq lists its product as uncharacterized. Gene Ontology annotation, cellular component: protein kinase CK2 complex; cytoplasm. Gene Ontology annotation, molecular function: protein kinase regulator activity. Lineage: Eukaryota; Fungi; Ascomycota; Sordariomycetes; Hypocreales; Nectriaceae. The transcript is spliced from 2 exons. The coding region runs from base 1 to 1026 and encodes 341 amino acids. The record is from RefSeq and is a predicted model, not a curated record.